AUGGUGGAUUUUGUGAGACCCGCGUAUUUGGGCACAAAGAAAAGCUUCAUUCAAAUGUUUGAGAAACCGAUUAAAAACGGUCAAUGCACUGAUUCAACUCCAGCCGAUCAAAAAUUAGCUCGUCAAAGAACUCACGUGCUCACCGAGAGUCUCCGGGGAUUUGUGCAGAGGAGAACGCACUCAUUGCUGAAGGAGAUCCUCCCCGAGUGCAGAGAGUACGUGCUGUACUUGCGAAAAAGCCCCAUUCAACAUGCUCUCUACAAAGCUUUCAUCCUUUACGCGCAGCAAGAGAUCGAUACGGGAAACACUGGCACUUUCAAUCCGCUGAAAGCUUUUGCCGCCUGUAGCAAGAUCUGGAAUCACCCGGAUGUCCUCUACUCCUGGCUGCAGCGACGAAAAGAACUCGAUGCUAAAGUUGAAGCUGAUAAAAAAGCCGAACUCGAUGCCAUUCAAAAGAAACAACAAAAGUUGAUCACUCAAUGGAUGCAUCCACCAAAUGAUUUCACCAAUACACAAACGUUUGGGAAUCAAUUUGGACAAAAUUUCAAUCCUCAACCCCCUCCUUACGACUUCUCAAAUCAAUCUGCUUAUCCGGGAUCUUCAUCAAGUUUCAUGAACCCAAGCCCACCCACCACAAUGCAUCAAAUGCCCGGUUUCCCGCAACAAUCGAUGAAUGACUUUGGAGGAGGAUAUCGGCAAUUUAUGAAUAUGCCGACAACUACUUCUGGCUACGCCUCACCGAUGGCUCCAUCGAGUAUCACAAGUGUCACCUUCCCGAUCUCAAUGCCCCAAAGUUCUCCAUUUGAUUCGAUCGGUCCCCCAUCAAUCCAAUCAACCUCUUCCGCAAGCAAUUACGACGAGCUUGAUCAAAUCUGGGCAAAUAUGGGCACAUCAAGGGAUGAUUUUAAUCAAAACUCAGUGCCUCCAAUCGAGCAGCAACUCGCCUCAAGUGUGAAUCUCUCACCUGGAAAUGUGGCUGGACAAAUGCCUGCAAAAAGCUUCAGAGACUCGAGGUGGUCGAGGUGGUGGAAAGCCGCAACUCUUUUGUCCGCUUUGCAAGAAGAGCUGGAUAUGGAUGUUGGACUGAAAUAUGAUUGGGCAGAGAUCGCAAUGUCGCGCUAUGAGAGAGGGACGUUGGACAAUGGCUAUAAACUGGUUGUUGCAAUGGGAUUGAUCAAUGAGGCGACGAAGAGAGAUGAGAAGAUCUUGUUGUUUAGUCAAAACCUCACCACUUUGGAUGUUCUCGAGGAUUAUCUCUCGAAAUCGAAGGUGCAGACAUCGGAUGGAUUGAACGAUUCGUGGCAAAGAAAUGUCAACUAUUUUCGCUUUGAUGGCACAACAGCUGGUGUUGAACGCGAGAAGUUGAUCACUAGAUUCAACGGCGAUCCAGCUAUUCGGCUAUUCAUCAUCUCUACGAGAGCUGGCUCUUUGGGAAUCAACUUGGUCUCCGCAAAUCGGUGUAUCAUUUUUGAUGCUUGCUGGAAUCCGUGCCACGACGCGCAAGCUGUUUGCCGUGUCUAUCGAUACGGUCAAAAGCGUCGCACCUACAUCUAUCGUCUCGUCAUGGACAACAGCAUGGAGCGAGCGAUCUUCAAUCGACAAAUCUCGAAAAGUGGACUAGCUCAAAGAGUCGUUGAUGAUGUGCAAGUGGAUUCGAAUUUGACACAAAAGGAACUCGAGACAUUGCUUGUUUAUGAGGAGGCUUUGGAUCUCCAUGUCGAUCAUCAAAAUGUUGCCGAAUGGGAAAUCGAAGAUGAGGUGCUGAAAACGGUUGUCGAUCAGAACACCAUUGCUUUUGCUGGGAAACCAAUCCUUCACGAGUCGUUGAUGUUGGAGAGUGAGGAGAAGUUGAGCGAAGAGGGAGAAACGAGAAGCUCAGCUAUUUUUCCCGGAAUCCCCAAUGAGGAGAACUUGGCUCCAUUGGAGGCACAAGUCCUCAAGCAACUAAUAAAUGAAACUACAUCCGAUUACUUUGCGAAUGAUUAUCGAAUGAAUCAAAUGCCGCCAAUGGGAAUGGGAGGAGCAAUGGGAUACUCUAGCAAUUUCAAUGGAAUGGAUCCCCUUCGAUCGGCUCCACUCCCUCAAAACGUUCGCUUCAACUACAUGCGACAAGGCAUUGGAGGAGCGACGAUGGCUUCUUUGCCUUCACCAUCGUAUUUAUCGCUGCAAAAGCCCUAUCAAAGGCCUUACGGAACGAUGAGAAACGAGAAUUUCCCCGUUUAUUACAAUCAAGGAAAUAGCAACGAUGCGGGCUCGUCACGUUUCAAUCCGAGUCUUCAAUCGAUGAACCCAUUCUCACAGCCGCAUAGGAGAGAUCUCAUGAAUCGUCUCGAGUUGCUGAGAGCUGCUAAAAAGAUUGGUGAACCUGAGAUCAAAGACGAUGACAAGGCUAUUUUACAAAGAAUAAUCCUUGAGCAAGAUAUGAGACUCCGAAUUUGUCAACUUGAUGAUCAAUACGAUGAUCUCCCGCGGGGAACCGAGCUGACUCUUGUUCUCAACCCGGCUGGAACCUUUGCCAAAGAUACACGCACAACAGAUGGAAAAGUGUACAAUUGCAGGAAUACGGCGCUGGAUCUAGGUUUCUACCGUGAACCCCCAAACAGUCAAAUGAUGCCGAUGAGAGGCCCAUCCACUCACGAUCAACCAUUGAGAUUCUUCAAUCCCUUGAAGGGAAAAUUGCUACAACCGGCAAACUUCGUUGGCAUGCCGCAGUUGCAAAUAAAUUCACUCUCCUCAAAUAGCGGCUCGAUGGAUGAAUGCAUUGAGCUUGAU
Mesorhabditis belari is the source of this 2772-nucleotide messenger RNA. The record is from the annotation of a GenBank genome assembly. NCBI's taxonomy places the organism in Eukaryota, Metazoa, Nematoda, Chromadorea, Rhabditida, Rhabditidae.